AUGGUGGCAGAAGACCUUGGCGUCCAUCAGCUGGAGCGUUUAGUGGAGAUGCUGACACCCAAGGAGUGUGAGGACCUCCUCUUUACCCUGUCUCAUUCAGAAGAGGACAUCUUCCAGCAUAUUGAUCGCCUUUCAGCAGAAAAUAAUCAACUAGAUCUCAGUCUUCGAGCAAAGAGAGACACCUCUGCUCCUGACACUCAGAGGCCUGUCUUUCUGAGAGCCAUAUGUUUGUGUUUUGUAGAUGGUGAGACUCGGUGCCAAACAGCCCUGACAGACUGGCUGCUGAAGUACGGCGAGAAAACCUACUACGACAGACUUUCUCGUGCCUUGCAGCACAUCGGCAGAACCGACAUCGCCCUUGAGAUGGGGAAGAACAUCAACCAGGAUAAAGUCUUAAGCCUGAAACGUUACGUUGAGGACUACCACAAAUAUGUCAGCUCUCUAAGCAUCCUGUCAGAAAAUGCGGACACAAAACCCCAUCAGCAUCAGAAAGUCAGGAAAGCUAAGCUGAAAGAUCUGACGUGGCGGGACCUAGACCUGGUAUUGGAGCGAGCUCCUGUCCCUCUGUACUCAAAGAGCCCUUUGGAUGUGGUUUGGCCUCUUCUGUACGGCAUCCUGCUGGGCUUUGGGGGCACUUUGCUCACGGUUGUAUUUUUGGUCCUCAUCAUCAACCACAGUUCUCAGAAAAGGCAGCAGAGCAGCACCGCGACAAGAAAGCUGCUAAGGUCAAGUAUGAUGAUGUGA
Austrofundulus limnaeus is the source of this 744-nucleotide messenger RNA. It is a transcript of the gene tmdd1, whose product is annotated as transmembrane and death domain 1. The transcript has 5 exons. Lineage: Eukaryota; Metazoa; Chordata; Actinopteri; Cyprinodontiformes; Rivulidae. Bases 1 to 744 code for a protein of 247 amino acids. The record is from RefSeq and is a predicted model, not a curated record.